AUGAGCAUGAUGGGAGAACUAACUUACUUUCUUGGACUACAAAUCAAACAGUCUCUCAAAGGAAUCUUUAUUAGUCAAACCAAGUACAUCAAAGAACUUAUAAAAAAGUUUGGCAUGGAAAAUGCUAAGCCCAUUGGGACUCCAAUGAGUCCAACAACUAUGCUUGACGAAGAUUACCAUGGAAGAAGUAUUGAUGAAACUAUGUACAGAGGAAUGAUUGGAUCCUUAUUAUAUCUCACUGCUAGUCGACCCGAUAUAAUGUUUAGUGUGUGUAAAUGUGCAAGGUAUCAGUCGGCUCCAAAGGAAUCUCAUCUUACCGUUGUUAAACGCAUUAUAAUAUAUAUUAUUAGGACCUCUGAAUUAGGAUUAUGGUAUGCUCACUCUAAAAAUUUUGUCUUGAAAGGUUUUUCAUAUGCAGAUUUUGCAGGUGAUAAGAUCGAUAGGAUCAGUACCAGUGGCAAAUGCCAACUGUUGGGAAAUGCACUAGUUUCCUGGCAUAGAAAGAAACAAAACCGUGUUGCCUUAUCAACAACUGAAGCAGAAUAUUUAGCUAUUGGAAGUUGUUGUACACAACCAGAAAAAGGCAGGAAAGAGGCCCAUGAGCAAACCCCCAAAAGAUCUGCAUGCAAGAAAGGGAAAGUGGAGAGUACUGAAUUUGGCCCAGAGGACAAAUUAAUAUUCUAUGGACCAAAUGAGAAAUCAAGGUUUGAGUCCUAUAAAUCGAAAUCUAUGACUUAUGGACGCACUGUAAGUCUCUCUCUUAUGAAAAAUCUGCAUUGUGAUGUGAUUGCUGUUUUCGAUUUUCAACGUCUUUCCUCUCUAUUCGAUACUAUUGAGAGCUCCGUAUAUGAAGAGCCUGUGAGAAUGUUCUAUGCAAAUUUGUUUGUGAAUGAUAAAGAUGACUUGGAAUUCAUGGUUUUAGGCACUCGAAUUGUUCUCGACUCUUAUUAA
Molecule: messenger RNA, 951 nt
Organism: Nicotiana tabacum (common tobacco)
Lineage: Eukaryota; Viridiplantae; Streptophyta; Magnoliopsida; Solanales; Solanaceae
Source: RefSeq, a predicted model, not a curated record